Molecule: messenger RNA, 5063 nt
Organism: Protopterus annectens (West African lungfish)
Lineage: Eukaryota; Metazoa; Chordata; Ceratodontiformes; Protopteridae
Product: SLIT-ROBO Rho GTPase-activating protein 3-like
Exons: 23
Coding region: 1-3012 (1003 amino acids)
Biological process (GO): negative regulation of cell migration; signal transduction
Cellular component (GO): cytoplasm
Molecular function (GO): protein binding
Source: RefSeq, a predicted model, not a curated record
AUGUGUACCAGAUGUGUUACAGAACUUCGAACCCAGCUAGCAGAACAGCUCAAAUGUCUCGAUAUCCAAGUGGAGAUCCGAUUACAACUUCUUGCAGAUCUUUCAGAUUAUCUGCGAAGGAAGGCAGAGCUUGAACUAGAUUAUUCUCGUGGGCUAGAAAAGCUUACAGAGAGGUUUUCAUCCAAGAUCCGAAACUCGAAGGAACAUCAAAACUUCAGGAAGGACCAGAAUUUAUUAUCUCCAGUGAACUGUUGGUACCAAAUUCUGAACCAGACACGACAAGAGAGUAAGGAUCGUGCAGUGCUACAUGAGAUUUUUGUGAAUAACCUUACCCACCGACUCACUCACAUCAGUGAUGAUGUCACUCGACUUUCAAAGAAGAGUAAAGAGAUUGGCUUACAUAUGCAAGAGGAGCUUCUCAAACUGACUACAGAACUUCAGACAUCCAUGAAGACGUACCAGCAGUACCACAAUGAAAGCCUGAGUGCAGGAAGCAAGCUCAAAGAGGUGGAGAAACAAGAAGAGAAGUAUUUGGGAAGAUCAGCAGAGCAGACUGGGACAGCUCAGCCUGGGUCUGAAAACAGGCCUCCGAGGCGAAGCUCACUGAAGAAGCUGGAAAGGAUAGAAAAGAGACAAACCAAGUAUGCGGAGAGCAAGCUGAAGUGUACUAAGGCAAGAAAUGAUUACAUUUUGAAUCUGGCGAAUGUGAAUGCAGCAUUGCUUAACUACUUCCAUGAAGACAUCAACAGCAUUAUUGAUUGUUGUGACCUGGGAUUCCAUCUUGCCCUGAGCAAAGCUCUGAGGACAUACAUCAAUGCUGAGAAUCGAGUUCAGCACUCGUGCCAAGAAGGGAUGUGCAAUUUAGAGACAGUAGUCAACACUCUGAAUGCUGAGGGUGACAAAAUGAAAAUCCUGGAUAUGAACAGCACAGCCUUCAAGAUGUCCUUUAAGUUUGAGUACCAUCCACAUGAGGGUGAUGAGGUUUCUGAAGUCCAAGCUCCAGCAUUGCUUCGGGGUGAAAUAGAUAGCCGGUAUCAGCAAAUGCAGUCAAGGCUGAACAGCAUAACCCUUGAAAAUGAUGAGAUUAAUAAGACCCUGAGGGCCACAGUGCAAACACUCCUCGAUCUAGUCACAACAGAUGACUAUGAAUUCCCAGAAGCCUUUCAGACCAGUCAUUCCACAGAGUCUUUGAAAUCAGCGGGAUCUGAUAGCUCAUCCAAUAAGCAACAUAUUGCAAGACGCCGUGCAAACCAGCAAGAGACGGAGUCAUUUUACAUCGAUAAAUUGAAAGUAUACCUCAAUAACACAGGUAUUGCCUCUAAACUGAAAGCCAAACAAGACCUGCUGGACGUAGCUAUGAAAAAAAGCAUGGAUGAAGACAAGGACAGUAUGAGUUCCAGGUUACAGAGUGCCAACAAUAGGUCUCAGCGAAUGAAAAGGGCACGGCCAAGUUCACAGUACCAGUUCAAGCUCUUUACUGGAGAUCUGGAGGACUUCAUAAAGAGUUCUGGGCAAACCAUUCCACUUGUAGUAGAAAGCUGCAUUCGGUUCAUUAACCUGAACGGGUUGCAACAUGAAGGCAUCUUCCGAGUGCCUGGCUCACAGGUAGAAGUCAACGACAUUCGAAAUGCUUUUGAGAGAGGUGAAGACCCUCUGGCUGAUGAUCAGACCAGACCCAGUAUUGAUACUGUGGCUGGAGUCCUCAAACUUUACUUUCGGGGCCUUGAAAAACCAGUCUUCCCAAAAGACAAAUUCAAUGACUUAAUUGGCUGCAUCCAAACCGAGAACUUGCUAGAACGGGCAUGCAGUAUCAAACAUAUUAUUGAAACCCUGCCAUCACCAGUUGUGAUUGUAAUGCGUUACUUGUUUGCCUUUCUCAAUCAUGUUUCUCAGUACAGCGAUGAGAACAUGAUGGAUCCACACAACCUAGCAGUGUGCUUUGGUCCAACGCUUAUGGGAGAUGUACCAGAGGACCAAGACCCAGUGUCCACUCAAGCUCAUGUCAACGAGGUUGUGAAAACCAUCAUUAUUCACCAUGACAAGGUCUUCCCUGGGGUGAAGGAGCUGCAAGGUCCAGUAUAUGAGAAAUGCAUGACCGGAGAAGAGGAUUACUGUGAUGGCUUGCACCCGGAGCCCAUAGAGGAAUGUGAUCAAGAACAAGAGACACCUUUAGAAACUCCGGUCAGCGAAAAUGAAGCAGAGACUAUAGAAGCUACUGCAAAAUAUGACUACAUGGGACGAUCUGCACAGGAAUUGUCAUUUAAGAAGGGCGAUGUGCUUGUGCUUCAUCAGAGAGCAUCUGACACCUGGUGGAGAGGAGAACACUCUGGCACAAAGGGGCUCAUACCACACCAGUACAUCAUUAUACCAGAAGGGGCUGAAAAGAAAAUGGAGCUGCUUACCCCCAAAACUGAGAGCAGUUCCAGUAGUUGUGGGGGCUCCACAGAGGAGCUAUCAUUGGAACCUACUACCAGAGGAAGAGUGAAUUCGGAUGGAGCCUGCACACCCAGGAAGAGGAGUGGGAGUAGUCCGAUCCAGAAACUGGCCUCCCCAUUUACAGACAUUCCCCGGUUCCCAUUUGGGGUGUCACACAUGGCUCCCCCAAGAUCGACUGCACCUCGGAAAGAAGCCAAUCAACUGAAUUCAUUAGAGAGUAAAGCUGCUCCUCUACACAAUGUACAAGACAGGCGUAACACAUUUGAAAGCGCAGGGAGCAAAAGUGCUUCAAUGGCCAGACAUGGUGCUAAUGUCGAUCGACAGACGGCAGAAAAAGUGGAGGUGGACAAGGAUGUUACGAAGAAUAUGAAUUCUGUAUUUAAGGAACUGCUGUCUGUGCAUCAAUCAAAAACCAUUACAGAAAACAGCACAACUUGUGAAGCAGCCAAGGUGUCUGGUGUAGGCACAGAUGGGAAAAAGGGUGGCAGCGCUACAUCAGAAGCAGCAAAGUCUGGAACAGUAGGCAAAAAAGCAGGCCAGUCUAAGACUGGAUUUGGAAUACGGGGCAAGAAUUAGGUCACGCACCAGACCCUAUGAUGCAACUGAGCCAUGAACAAAAAAAUACAUAUAUAUACUGAAACAAAGCCACUGAUUCAUUUUCAUGAUUGUUGGAAAUUUAACAUCAACUCAGCUACAGAAAGCUCCAUUCUUAAUUGUUAACACACAUGUCCGGUUACAGUUUGUAUGCGUGGCUUUUCUUCUCUGUGUGUGUACAUAUGUUUGUGUGUGUGCGUGUGUAUGUGUGUAUGUGUGUUAUGUAAAUAUCUGCUUGUGUAUAUAUUUAUAUAUGCACAGACAUGCAUCCGUGUCUUGUGUUAACACAGUCCAUAUAGAAAUUCUAGGAGGCUUUCCUGACUGGGUUGCACUUUAGAGUGUCUACAUCUGGUGGUGCCAGAGAGAAACAGCCAUCAGAUGCCAUCUGAACAACAGUCAUGCUAAUCUGAAGUGGAUUUGAAAGAUCAUUUGACGUGCAGAACUUUUACAAGAGUUAUAAGGAAGCAUGCACUGUACCAGGCUAAUUGAACCCAUUCUUGUUUGUUAGGUCAGUAGUGCCACCACAGGUUUUGCACAACCAUGGACCUCUAACAAGAUCCCUUGCUGGAUCUGGGCAUACCUUUUGCAAACUUCUUUUUCAUUUUAUAUUAUGCCCUGACCACCAGCUGCUGAGCACAGUGUGAAAGCAAUAGAAGUCAGUCUGGAUUGGACGACUGACCUUAACAGACAUUCUGGAACAGUUUGUAGAUGAGGCCUGCUAACUAGCAUCAUUUUAUGUUUAAGGCUUGGGGAGGGGCAUAAUAUUUUUUUGUCAAAAAUAUCCUCUAAUGGUGUGUGUGUGGUGGGAACUGUUUUGUUUAUAUGUAGAGCUUAUUUCCCUGUAGUGGUACAAGGGGGCAGGUGUUGCAUUAUAUUUAUGUUCUUUCUGACUGGAAUGGGAAGAAUUUGAGAUGAAAAAAGUAAAAUACAGGUGCACUGGCCUUAUCAGGAUCAAAUGCCUACCUGUAGGCUGUGGGAAAGGAUGAAGAAAAGAGUGCCAGUGCAUCUACAGUCCGCAGUGCGUACAACAGAAGAACAAAAUGAACAACCAAGCAGCACUAUCCUCUACCGUCCUUGCUUAAAGGUCAUGAACUACUAUUGCAUCAUAUAUUUUACCAUAACAUGUAAGAGAGAUGCUAUAAGCUCCCAAAUGAAUCUGAAGGUUGAUGGCUUUUAAGCUUCUGAGGCAAAUUCCCAAAAUGCACUCUAUUUUAAUAUGUUGUACUGAGAGCCGUGACCUGAACUGUCAUGUGAAGCUGAAGACACGUAAGUCCAUCUCUUGUUUGUCUGUCUCUGCCAGAUGCCAUGUUAGUAUAUCAAGAAGCCUGAUACCAGGAUCAGAUAUUUUGGAAUUGAUAAAACAGUCAGAUUUGUCUAAUUCCACUCCUAUUGUGCAUUUUGUUGCACAUGCGUUCAGUAUCAGAGAUAGCCAAAAUCUCUGCUGUGGAACAGUGAAGUAUCACAAAGGAAUCUUUGAAGCAGCCAGCUUCUGAUAAAAGCAGUUCUAGUAGUUCAACAAUGUGAUAUCAAAGGGGUAAAGGUCUGUAGAUUUCCCAUGUUACUAGUGCACAUGAUGAUAUUUUUGUACUAAGGGUUAGAGGCCAUGUCAUACAGAGAGAGUAGCAAACAAUUUUGAAUGAAUGGAAGCAUCUGUUUACUCCUUCCAUCUGUAUGGCACUUUAUUACUUUAAGGUUAUCUGCUAAUUCCCAGAGGCUUUGCUAAUAAUACAGUCAGUUAAGUCAUAUUAUAGCAGGUACACAGGGACUAAGCUGUCCUUCAGUUAGAUGGUAAGUAUAAAACAAUAGUAGGUAGAAGGAGACCCAUUCCUUUACAGACACCAGGAGAUACCUCAGUUUGAUUCUGUGGAAUUAAAAGAUUGUCAGAUGCUUAGACUGGAUUUCACUUAGGGUAAUAUGGUAAUAAGGGCUGGGAUAUAUGUUUAUAGGUUCAUAGAUAGGUACUAGGCUAUCGGCUCUGGGGCCUAUAUAAGCCUAGCCAAAAAGGUUCCCUUGCUUUCACCACCCAAGAAAAG